UUCGAUUCUGACGAGUCCCCCAUGUCUCUCUCUCUCGCUUAACUGUUUGGUUGCUAGGGCAAGUGUUUGAAACUGCAAAGUUUGCAACUUUUUUUCCAGUUUGCGUUUCCCGUUCUUUGGUGGUAGUCAUCGAUGCUGCUUUAUUCUACAACUCUAACUCUCUGUGGCUCCACACAUAGAUUAGCAAUUUUGAAUUGUUUAUUGGGGUUCAAUAUUUUGGUGUGGUUUAGGAUAAGCAGCUUCUGUAGUUCCCUUAAACAGGAACACGGGUAUAAGAUGGGGAAUUUUGAGUUAAUUUUGCAGAUUUCUUCUCAUUUUGCACUUUUAACACCGAUGGUACUCUGUUGCUGUGAUUUUUAUGGCGCAGAAAAAGAACAAGGAUAGAGUGGAAGAUCCCAGAAGAUGACGUCAGUUUCGGGAGGAAGCUCAACGUUGAAUCCUAAUGCUCCUCUUUACAUUCCCACCGCCUUUCGCCAAGUGGAGGAUUUUUCUCCAGAAUGGUGGCAACUGGUAACAACGUUUCCCUGGUAUCAUGACUACUGGCUCAGCCACCAGGACGAGGAAGGUUUUUACGACAAUACAGAGCAUGAAUUCGACAUCAAUAGCAUCACUAAUCUGCUGCCUGAUACAUUUGAUUUUGACGUCGGUGAAGAUUCUUUUAUGAUGGAAGUUCAGCCUGAGGAAUCUAUUCAAUCUUCUGAAUCUCAAGGAAAGGUCCCCUAGAAUAGGAGAUCACCUUACUUCAAGCAAUAAGUUUGAAUUUCUUAAACUCACACUUAUUGAUUCAUGAUUCAGAGGUAAGAGGGUCCGACACUUGAGUUGAAGCAGAGCAUGCAGGGAAGCUUUCAACAUGAGCCCACGGAUGGCUUUUAGCAGCUUGGAUGGUUCCUUUAGAUAUUUACAAUAUUAUCUGUAUCUUCUAGCCUUUACUUAAUUGCUACAUAGCAAGGUUUAAAAUUUCUGUUCAAAAAGAGUACGGAGAAGAAUUGUUCAAAGCCUCUUGAAGGGCUACUUUUACCCCCACCCCCCACUCAAGGAUUAAGAUGAAAAAGCGGGAAAAAAGGAUAGUUGUUUCUUGUA
Molecule: messenger RNA, 1080 nt
Organism: Prosopis cineraria
Lineage: Eukaryota; Viridiplantae; Streptophyta; Magnoliopsida; Fabales; Fabaceae
Product: protein EARLY RESPONSIVE TO DEHYDRATION 15-like
Exons: 1
Coding region: 403-723 (106 amino acids)
Source: RefSeq, a predicted model, not a curated record